Molecule: messenger RNA, 8255 nt
Organism: Dendronephthya gigantea
Lineage: Eukaryota; Metazoa; Cnidaria; Anthozoa; Malacalcyonacea; Nephtheidae
Product: multiple epidermal growth factor-like domains protein 8
Exons: 33
Coding region: 281-7483 (2400 amino acids)
Molecular function (GO): calcium ion binding; protein binding
Source: RefSeq, a predicted model, not a curated record
AUUUACCGGACAUAUUGAUAUUUUAAUAGACGUGAAAUCUUGAUGUAUUUAUUAUUAAUGGAGAAAAGGUUUCAAACAUCGUAUGAUAUCAAAAUUUAUUUGAGUUAUUAAACGGUUGAAAGAAGACAUUAAAAAUAUUUGUUCAAAAUAAAGGCCACCACGGUUACAUUCGUCCAAGAUUGAAGAAGUUGUUUCAUUAAUGUACAAGAUGGCAGCUACACGGGCUAUAAAUAAUACCCUAACGACCGAAUUAUCGUAUAAAUACUUGUAUUGAUAUUACAUGAUGUGGUAUUCGCUGAAUACUGUGUUUUGGGGAUUAUUCUUUAUAGCAUUUGUGCCGAUUAUUAGCGCAGAAUGUGGGGGGAAAACAUCUAUUAGUGGAUUGUUAAAUGGGACAAUCACACUCGACAGUCUAACCUAUCUGCCAAAUACACAUUGUGAAUGGCUAAUUAGAGCUCCACAGCCUGACCAGAAAAUCCUGCUUACAUUCAGAGAAUUUGACACUGAAUGUUCCUUUGAUUAUUUGAAAAUCUAUGAUGGAUCAUCAAAACAGAAAUUGUUAGGAGUAUUUAGUGGGAACAACACACCAGGAAAAUUGGUAUCAAACACCUCUUCAAUCGUAGUGGAGUUCUUUAGUGACAACAAUUACGUGAGAGCGGGGUGUAUUAUUGAUUUCUUAAUCACCGACUGUCAGGGCAAUUGUUCUGGUCAUGGAAACUGUGUUAAAAACCAGUGCCAUUGUGAUGAUAUGUUUACUGGUGAAGCAUGUGAUGUAGAAAUAUGUCCUGAUCUUUGUCAUAAUGCCACAGGAAAUGGACAGUGUUCACAGAGUGAAGGUUGUCAAUGUAAUGUUGGUUUUGUUGGACAAUCCUGUUCCUUUUCUCUCAAUGACGGUGUUAACGCUGGUAAAUGGCAUUUGAUAAACGAUAAUUCUCCAGUUUUCAAGAAUCGUUUUGCACAUGCUGGUGUUUAUGUUGACAACAAUGUUUGGAUAUUUGGAGGAUCAAAUCUCAAUGAAAUCUUUGGUGAUCUGGUAAAGUUUAACAUUAAAGAAAAUGUUUGGCAACGUGUUCAACCAAUAAGUGAUCGUCCUGCCUCUCGAUUUCGUCACACAAUGGUCACUUAUAACGAUACCCUUGUCGUUUUUGGUGGAGAACUUGCGAACGGAACUCUACUGAAUGACUUGUGGGUAUUUAACAUCUCAUCGAGAAUUUGGAAACGAAUGGAAACGAAUAACAAUCCUCCUGGUCUUGCCUCCCACUGUGCGAGUGUUUUUGAUGGUAAAAUAAUCAUAUUCGGUGGUCAAACUCAAGAGUAUGGCUUCUCUCAUCUGAUGUACACGUAUGAUUUAGUCCUUCAAAAUGGCUGGAAAACAAUAAUAUAUAACCUGGCCAAAAUAUCAGACCUUCGUCUUGUAGGACACACUUGUGUCUUUUAUCCACCACUGAGGUCAUUGCUCGUUUUUGGUGGAUAUAAAAUUAUAUCAGGAAGGCAAAGCACGAAAGUAAACAAAUUGCUGAUGUAUCACAUGGAUGGAAAAGUAUGGAUCCCCAUCGCUACGGCUGAUAGUCCAAAACCAACUGCAUAUCAUUCAUCAGUUAUCAUGGGACACUACAUGGUUACCUAUGGAGGAGUAAUUCACACUCAUUACAAAGAUGAGACUUGCUAUGGGAAAAAUAUUUAUUUAUUCGAUUUGAAGAACUUCACCUGGCGCAGUGUAACACCUACAGACAUUGUUCAGAAUGCGUCAAACAGUUGUGGACGUUAUUAUCAUGUCGCGACAACUUUUAAAGAAAACAAUGUACUCAUUACUGGAGGAUUUAGCGGGAUUGCCAAUGGUGAUGCUGUGGCUUUUAAAAUACCAUCCAACAUCGUACAAAGUGAUAGUGAAUCUUCUCAUAUGUGUUAUAAAUUUUCACAAUGUGUAUCAUGCUUAACCUGGGGGUCACAGAGGGACAUGUUGUGUGGUUGGUGUGUACAAGAUAGUACCUGUUAUCCACGUGAAUCCCCGUCCGGUCCAUGCUCUUCCACCCAAACCACUCGGGGUUGGUGGGGUGACAAGGGAUCAUUCUUGGCCUCGGUGGACCAGUGUAGGAUUCAUGAUACCCCACCUGGGUUGAUAUCAAAUGUAUGUUUUGGAAGUCGGCUUGAUGACGUUCAGCUUGUCAAUCCUUUGAGAGAAACAGCAUAUACAAUCCCUCGACGAAUUUCGCGUCCGAAAUAUCAACCUAGCGAUCUAAUUAAAGUGAGAUUAUUUGGAUAUAUUUACCCAUUCUUGUCACAGACGUCUGUUGAUGAACCGGUGAAGUUAAUUCUUCGCAUUACGGAGAUAACGGCCAGUCUUCAUUUGAGCACCAAUGAAUUAGAGGAAAAUACGGAAAAAGUAAUAUCCACCAAUUCAAAAAAAGGUGAACUAAGGUUAUCUGAAGAAGCGAAACGUCCAGUUUCCAGUUCCCCGUUAUUCCCAAAUCCGGCUAAGAAUAAAAUGUAUUACAUUCAAGUGAAGGGUGAGAUUGAAAGCACAGUAAGAAAGCCGUAUUUGGAAGUUCUUAAUGCGUCGGGUUUUGAUGUGAUCGAUGGUCGCUAUGUUCGACCAUUUUUUUCUGAUGAUUGUGGGCAGUACAAGACUUGUCUUGAAUGCCUCUCUGAUAUGUCAUGUGGUUGGUGUUCGUCAAAUAAUGUCUGUCUGCAAAGAAAUAGCUCAAUGAAAUGUCAGCAUUCGUCUGGUGAAGAUAUUUACCUAGUCCUCAAUUCUACUUAUUGUGAAACGUGUGCUCAGUAUAUUGAUUGUCAAUCAUGUCUCAAGGACAAGCAGUGUAAUUGGAAUGAUCACUACAAAAUUUGCCAUAAAUUUGAAGAAGGCGAAACGCAAGGCAGGUGUUACACACCAUGUACAAGUCGAAAAGAUUGUAAAACUUGUUCAUUAACUACAAAUUGUGUAUGGUGUGAGAACCAAGAGAUAUGUUUACCUUGGACAGCCAUUCCCGCCUGUUUUAUGGCUGGACGCUGCUCACAUUGGUCUGACAUAUCAACCGCUGCUGGCAAAUGUUCCAAGUGCAGUGAAAAUGAUGUAUGUGAUGAUUGUCGUAAGACAAGAAGUUGUGGUUGGUGUGGAGAAUUUCAUAAUGGCAGUUGUGUCUUGGGAGGAUUUGUUGCCCCACGUAAUGGAACCUGCAAUGAAUUGCUGUCUUUAACAGGAACAGCAAAUAAGAAAAGCAACGAGUGGUCGUAUGGAUUUUGUCCAGAUGAAAAUGAAUGUAUAACCAGACGAGAUUGUGAUCAAAAUGCAGAUUGUAUAAACACUGUUGGUUCAUACAGAUGUGAAUGUCGAGAUGGUUACGAAGGAGAUGGGAAAUUUUGCAAAGCAUUGUGUAAUCCUCGAUGUGUUUAUGGAAUUUGUAUCAAACAUCAAUUUAAUGACUCGCUCGAUUAUUGUAAAUGCCAACUGGGUUGGACAGGAAGCGUCUGCUCAUGGGACUGUGGUUGUCAUAAUCUUAGUACAUGUCUCACUGGUGUUGGAGUGUGCGACAAUUGUCAAGGUUUAUCACGUGGUAAGAAUUGUGAAUUGUGUGUUCCUGGAGCGUAUAAGAAAGCGUCUGGUUCUGCAGGAUGCACGAAAUGUCAAUGUCAUGGACAUGGUGAUGAACAACGAGGGAUAUGUAACAAUAAAACGGGAUCAUGUUACUGUGUGAACAACACGAGGGGUCCUCAAUGUGAUGAAUGUUUGCCAGGUUUUUUUGGUGAUCCAAAAAGCGGCGAAGGUUGUUAUUAUCCCUGCAAAGGACAUUCGAUUUUAUCGAAUUUGACACAAGGAACGUUGAGCAGUUUAACAGAACCGGGCCAAAAAUAUGAUCCUAAGAAUAUGAACUGUGUAUGGAUUAUAACAACUCUCAGUCAUUCAUCAAAUCAAGUUGUGUAUUCUAAUAAUACUGCACCUGGAACUGUCACAUUUCAGAUGAAAGACAUCGUGUUAGAUUGUCAAAUUGAUCAUAUUUUUAUCUAUGAUGGUAUGCCAAAUUUUAGACUUGGUCCUAUCCAUACAUCUUCAAAUCUCGUUGGAUCUUUAUGCGGCACGAACCCGUCGGCAAUUCCAGCUCUUGAGUCUCGUUCUGGCACUCUGGUUGUUGUUUUCAAAGGAAGUGUCGCUCAGAAUUCAUUUAGAAGUGGUUUCAAUGCUAGCUUUGUGGUUAAUCAAUGUCCAAACUCGUGUACAGGUAACCGUUAUUGCCAUAGUAACGGAACACACGAGAGCUGUAUUUGUAAGCCGGGGUGGACUGGAGCUGCUUGUGAUAGCGUUAAAUGUCCAAUGAACUGUGGUGAGAGUCUGGGUCAAGGUCUUUGUGAUCAGAUUUCGAAUCAAUGUGUUUGCAAAGAUGGCUUUUCUGGACCAUCUUGUAACUUACAGCAAUCUGACGAUUUUCUUUGGAAACGUAUUUCCAAUGCGACUGGUUCAAGUCCUGCUGCAUUGAAGCGCAUGGGACAUACCAUGGUUGCUGAUCAUCAAACUGAUACUUUGGUUAUCUAUGGCGGCUAUUCGUUGUAUUUAGGAGUUCUUGGUGAUAUUUGGAAAUACAACACUAACACGAGGAAAUAUGUCCAUGAUCAUGGUUGGAGCACAGCGCCGAGCCCACGGUAUUUUCAUGCAGCGGUCGUUUACAAGCGGGCGAUGUAUGUCAGCGGCGGAAUAACGGAAAAGGAAUAUUCAUCUGAAGUGUGGAAAUAUCAUCUGGACACAAAACGUUGGGAACAGACACAGGCUCUUCCUCGAGAACUUGCUGGUCAUACAAUGAAUAUCAUAAACGAUACUUUGUAUUUGAUUGGGGGAUAUUCGUACGAGAAACAAUGUUCUUCAUUUGUCUAUACAUUAUCGUUAAACAACUUGGGUGCAAUGUGGUCAGAUAUGAAUCCUAAAGGAGAAACAUUCCAAGGCUGUUUUGGACACACUUCAGUUUAUGAUCAUCUUACGAAAUCUUUGGUUGUAUUCGGAAAGCAAGCGACGAAAAUGAAGCCAACACUUGCAUUUUUAAAACUCGUAUCAAACGAAUGGGUUGUCAAAACUGAUGUGCCACAGUCACCCUUGAGGUAUUUUCACGUAUCCCUGGUUGUUGCUGACGUCAUGGUUGUAACAAGCGGUUAUACUGGUGAUAAUAUUCAAGAUUUUGCUAACCAACCAUUAGUUUAUGACUUGGUAUGUGGUAGCUGGCACAAGCCUGAUAGAGAAGGCGCGGUACCCUUGGUCUUUGCCCACAGUAGAAUCGCUACCAUAAAUGACGUUUCAUACAUCUUCGGAGGUUACAAUGGUCUGUCAUCUGACAAGUUGUUUCAUCAAAACACGUCUUCAAACUGGUGUGCCAUGUUUUCUACUAAAACAUCGUGCAGUAAAGUCAGAAAUUGUGUCUGGUGUCAAGAUACUGUCAGCAACCUCACUGCAUGUUAUAUAUCCAACACACAUUCUCAUCUGAAUUGUAGCAAUACAAAUAAUAGUUGUAAAAAUGGUGCACAUAGGAUGGCAAGGGCUGCUGCUCUUACGUCAUCAACUGAUCUUUUUUGGCAAAAGCGGUCCUGGAAUGUGUUCCAGUUGUAUUACAAAACCUCGACAUGUUCAUGGUCGGUUGAUUCAAGCCUUUGUUUUUCACAAUCUUUUCAACCAAUCACCUGUGCCUUCGGACUAUGUGGUCGUGUGUUACGUGAUUAUCACGUGUGUCCACCGUCAUGCAACAGAAGCAAAUAUUGCUAUGAUUGUUUGGAACAGUAUAAUUGUGGUUGGUGCACAGGUCAAGCUCGGAAUGGUCACGGAGUGUGUACUGAAGGAACAAUACAAGGUCCCUACAAUGGAACUUGCGUUAGCGGGAAUGAUGUAUUAGCAACGUGGGUAUCGUCUGUGUGUUUACCUGAAAACGAAUGCACAAAUGGCCAUCAUCAGUGUAAUGGAAAUGAGACAUGCGUAGAUCUGGAUUUCUUGUAUAAAUGUGAAUGUUUGCCUAAAUAUGAGAGAAUAAAUGGUACAUGCACACCAGUGUGUAGUCAAGGAUGUGUUAAUGGUACAUGUAUUGAUCCAGAUGAUUGUCUUUGUAAUUUUGGUUGGGUUGGCAGAAAUUGUUCUACUGAAUGUCAGUGUAAUAAGAAAGGUCAAUGUGACGAUAUGAAUAAUCUUGAUGAAUGUAAAAACUGUCGAAAUAACACGACGGGCCGGUCAUGUGAUCGUUGUUUACCAGGCUUUGUUGGUCAAGAUGGGGAAUGUACCAGUUGUAAUAAAAUAUGCAAUUAUAAUGCUGAAAAUUGUUCCACGACUGACACAGGAAAUAAAAGUGAAAGCAUUUACGGUCCAAAAGAUGAUUCGAAUCUAAAAUGUGAGUGUACUGGGAUGAGUAAAGGAAAGAAAUGCGAAGCCUGCAAAACUGGAUAUUAUAAAUCUGGUUUUAAAUGUACCAAGUGUAAAUGUCGUGGUCAUGCUGCGACGUGUGAUAACAGAGGAUUGCACUGUAAUUGUAAAAAUAACACGAGAACUCCAAUAGAAAGUGAUGCUAGAAGACAGUGCUCACAAUGUGUAUCGCCAUAUCUUGGGAGCCCUGAUGUCGAAGGACAACAGUGUUAUCGUGAUUUGAAAAUUCUCGUUUAUCGUUGGUUUACCAGAGAAGAUUCGCAAUACUCAAAUCUGUUGCCUUGGCAAACAAGUUUCUACUAUAUUCUACCCAGUUAUACUAAUAUCGACAUCCGUUUGUUUAUUGACAUAUCUUACGGAUCACUGGAUGUUUAUAUUUCACAUGGGGACAACGCUUUCAAAGUGGAUGCGAACCAAAAUGUUUCCGUGUCGUUAUCGAAAGUAACCAGUUCCGAGUCGUAUUGCGAUGGUCUCAAUACUUACGCGACGUUUUCUAGAGACAGACAAGUUGUUGUUUUUAAACAAGUUCAACACAGAUUGGUUGUCACUUUUCCUUCUGAACACCACGGUCUGGACAAAGUGAAAUUCUACAUCAUCAUAAAAGCAGGUUCUGAUGGAGCUGAUGGGAUCAUAUAUUUUAAACAAGACACAUCAAAAAUCAAUUUAAUCGUGUUCUUUAUCGUUUUCGCUUGUUGUUUUGUAUUCCUGUUAUCGGGUGCUUCCAUUAUAUGGAGUAUAAGACACCAUAUUCAUUCACGGCAGUUGGUUCAUAACCGUAAAGUUGAAAAUGAAAGGUUACAUAACAGACCAUUCGCUAAAUUCGCGUUCCUGUUUGAGUAUCAAUCUCCUUCACCCAGCGUAAUGCGACACAGGAAGACUACAGCAUCUACCAGAAAAGCUAUUCGUCCUCUCAGUGUCCAGUGUACCAGUGAUUAUCAUGCGGCUGUCACAACAGUUAUAUUUCAGAUGCCAAAGACAGAUAAGACAAAGAUGACGGUUGCCCUCGGAACUACACUGGCGCUGGUCACUCCACAACAAAUGGACAAACUUGCACAGCCAAAAUCUAAAGAAACUCUUGAAGAUGGAACAACAAGCUUAUAGAUUUGAAUUACAAAACCAUGUCUUCCUCGCAACUGAGAAAUGGAGAUCGUGUUGGAAAUUGUGGAUACACCACUUCGCGUUGAUAUUUAUUAUUAUUAUUAUUUAAAUAUUCGAGAGAGCGGGAAAGUCCUUGGCUUGGCACUUUGACAUCUGCUUUUUAGCAAGUCGUUUGCACACGACAAAAAAAUGCAAUAUGGAUUGAUUCUUAAAGUGUACAAGUCUAUUUGAUAUUGGAAUCUGGAAAAGCAAAAAAGAAUGAACCAACUUACAUCAGCUGCAGCCAAGAAAAGAUUUUUUAUUUCACCAAAGAGAAAACAACCUGGGAAUGUGUUUUGCAUUUUGACUUCACAAUGUUUUUGACUUCAUAUCACUUUUUCUGAGUUAUGUUGUGCAUAAAAAUACACUUGUUUCUGUUCAGACUUCGCAGUGAAGGCUGUCCAUCCAGCUCUUUUAAAUAAUCUUUGAAACUCUAAGGCUUAGUACGCUUUCAUAAAACCACGUUCGACAGAUGAUUGAACUAAAAAAUAAAAUUGUUAAAGUUGAGAAAUGAGGUUGUUUGUCGAUGCCAUGAGAUAUAUUUUGCGGUCAGUGGACUGAUUUCUGAUUUCGAUUAUUUCACAACAUCACUCAAUCACUCGCAAGUCAAGCAUUGAGUUUGCCAGAUUAUAUAUUGUAUAUUAUUAUUUCUAUUUGUACAUAACUCUUAUGAAAUCUUAAUAUAUUUCAACUUGUAAUACAUAAAAAUCUUUUAAACAGAGUUUUUACGAAGAUG